ACAUGAAAACAAUGUGGUACUUCGUGCCAAUUCCUCUGUUAGUCCUGAUUCAAAUCUAUCUGGCGCCUUACACAAAAGUAGAAGAAAGCUUCAACAUUCAAGCUAUUCACGACAUUCUUCAAUUCCGAUUGAAUAUUUCUUCCUACGAUCACAACGAGUUUCCUGGAGUGGUUCCGCGGACCUUCAUCGGACCUCUAGUUGUCGCGAUUCUUUCCGCUCCUGUUCAUUUUUUCAUGCGACGAUGCGACCAGCCUUUAAUUUAUUCUCUUUAUUUAGUUCGAGGUGUUUUAUCUGCUGUAAACAUAGCUGCGCUGUAUCUAUACAUAAAACAAGUUAAAACUAAUUUCGGACCUCAAGUUGCGAAAGCUACAUGUUUCAUUACUGUGUGUCAAUUCCAUUUUUUGUAUUACAUAUCAAGACCGCUGCCUAAUACGUUUGCAAUGGGACCCGUUUUAAUGGCAUUAUAUUUUCUUAUGCGAAACGAAAUUAGUCGGUUUAUAUGGACUUCUGCCUUUGCGAUACUUAUCUUUAGAUCAGAACUGGCUGUAUUUUUGGGUCUCUUCCUCUUAGCCGAAAUUUUUGAGGGGUCAAAACCAAUAGCAAAAGUAUUUAUACAGGGUUUUUUGGCGCUUAUUACCUGGAUAUCGUUAAGCACAGGUAUUGAUUCUUUUUUUUGGCAAGAAACAAUUUGGCCCGAAGGAAUGGUGUUUUAUUUCAACGUGGUUCUAAACAAGAGCUCUGCUUGGGGCGUUUCGCCUUUUCAUUACUACUUUACAAAACUCUUGCCAAAAGCCUUAGGCCCGCUAGUCCCAAUUUUGAUGCUGUUAGCGCUCAAAAUUGAUACCAGGUUUCGAAAACUGGCCUUACCUUGUGUCGGAUUUGUUUUCUUGUACUCAUUUUUACCUCAUAAAGAGCUGAGGUUUGUGAUUUAUACAGUACCAGUGUUUAACGUUAUCGCUGCGAGAGGCUGGGCGUUUUUCUCGAUCAAUGCCAGCAAAAGAUUCACAUUCAGAUUUGUACAUUUUAUCAAUGGAUGUAUUCUUAUCGCGUGUUUUGCGGCGUCGACUGUUAUGUUUAUGUGCUCUAUGGAAAAUUAUCCAGGAGGCGUGGCCUUAGAUAAAUUCCACAAAUACGUUUCACCGAGCUCAGAGAUCAAUCUUCAUAUGGAUAACCUUGCAUGUCAAACAGGAGCAAUUAGAUUCGGCCAACUGAACCCAAAUUGGGUUUAUAACAAGACGGAGAAGUUGAAACCAGGGUGGCAAGACACUCUUAGUUUUUCACACCUGCUGGUUGACAUGUCCACUGAUUACCAGGUGUAUAAAAGUACCCAUACAGUUUUGUUCACGGUCAGAGGUUACUCCGGUUUGAAUUUGGGUUUAUCAUGGCCUUUUGUGGAAGUGGUCACUUCUCCGAAGAUAGUGGCCUUGCAACAUAAGAGAUAUGAAGCGAGAAAAGGCAGGUUCAAAUCAGUCGACGAGGAUUAAAGACGAAAGAUGCGAACAGUUUUGGACGAUUAUUAAUCUCAUCGAAAGAGUUUGUAAAUAGAGUCAUAUUUCCAUGUGCAGAAGUUGUCUUACAGCCAAACACGCACGGUAGAAAUAAUGUUGCUCCAAAUUUCGGAUACCUAGGAAGAAUGACCGCAGCUUCACCAGUAGAUGAAUCUCUUAAUAUUCACAUUUAAUGAAAAGAAAUCGGGAGUGAAUCGCGAAUUUAUCAUACUCAGCAGUAGAAUGAUUGCAAGGGAUCUGUAUUUAUUUGAAGACAAACAAAAAUUAUUUGCCAAGGAUGGAAAGAGUGCAACAAGAAAAAAAGGCUGAAAUUAUGGUUUCUUUCUCGGAAGUGGAAUAGCCAUGAAUAGAAAACUCGUUUCGAAGUAAAAAUUCAAUAGCAGAUGACAAGAAUUUCUGGUGAUAUAUUACAAUAGGUGGUAAUUUAAAGUUAAAUA
Molecule: messenger RNA, 1945 nt
Organism: Symsagittifera roscoffensis
Lineage: Eukaryota; Metazoa; Xenacoelomorpha; Acoela; Convolutidae
Product: dol-P-Man:Man(7)GlcNAc(2)-PP-Dol alpha-1,6-mannosyltransferase-like
Exons: 1
Coding region: 3-1484 (493 amino acids)
Biological process (GO): protein N-linked glycosylation
Cellular component (GO): endoplasmic reticulum membrane
Molecular function (GO): alpha-1,6-mannosyltransferase activity
Source: RefSeq, a predicted model, not a curated record